Molecule: messenger RNA, 2454 nt
Organism: Theobroma cacao (cacao)
Lineage: Eukaryota; Viridiplantae; Streptophyta; Magnoliopsida; Malvales; Malvaceae
Source: RefSeq, a predicted model, not a curated record
AUGGAGCAUCCAGAUACUGAAGUGAUUACUUUGUCCCACCAGACCAAGCAGAUCGAUAAUACCGAGAUUACUGAAGAUACUGAUGAUGAGGUAAAUGAUUCUCCAAUUGAGCAAGUCCGACUCACUGUCCCUAUUAGGGAUGAUCCAACACUGCCAUGCUUGACAUUCCGAACGUGGGCUUUGGGGAUAACCUCGUGCGUUGUUCUAGGAUUCUUGAAUCAGUUCUUCCAGUACCGCCAAAAUUCACUGCACAUAUCUUCAGUUUCAGCUCAAAUCCUUGUUCUUCCAGUCGGAAAGCUUAUGGCAGCAUAUCUACCCCGUAAAUCAAUUAGAAUACCUUCAACAAAAUGGUCAUUCUCAUUGAAUCCAGGACCCUUUAACUUAAAAGAGCAUGUCCUGAUUACUAUUUUUGCAAAUACUAGUUCUAUCAAUCUUUAUGCAGUGAAUAUUAUUACCCUAGUGAAGGCAUUUUAUCACGGCGAGAUACACCCUCUGGCUGCUAUGCUGCUAGCUCAAUCAACCCAGAUGCUUGGAUAUGGAUGGGCUGGAAUUUUCCGAAAGUUUCUUGUUGAUUCUCCUUAUAUGUGGUGGCCUAAUAACCUGAUUCAGGUGUCCCUCUUUAGAGCGUUGCAUAAUGUUGAGGUUAGGUCUAAAGGAGGCCUAACAAGGCUGCAGUUCUUCCUUGUGGUAUUCAUAUCAAGUUUCGCAUACUAUAUUGUUCCCAACUAUUUUUUCCCUUCUAUUACUGCUCUCUCCUUCGUUUGUUGGGUAUGGAAGGACUCCGUCACAGCCCAAAUAAUUGGUGCAGGUCGCGGUGGUCUUGGCAUUGGAUCAUUUGCCCUGGAUUGGUCAACUGUAGCUAGCUUUUUACAAUCACCCUUAGCCACCCCAGCAUUUGCUAUAAUUAACAUCAUGGUCGGGUUCGUCAUAGUAGUUUAUAUAUUACUCCCUAUAGCUUACUGGAGUAACUCCUAUGAAGCCAGGAGAUUUCCCAUUAUCUCAUCGCAUGUGUUCACUGCUGAUGGGGAAAAAUAUGAUGUUUCAAGAGUUCUAAAUUAUACAGCCUUCGAAUUCAAUCAGCAAGGAUAUGAUGGCUAUAGCAAAAUAAACUUGAGUGUCUUCUUUGUAUAUUCUUAUGGUCUUAGCUUUGCAACACUGGCUGCUACAAUGUCUCAUGUCGUAUUUUUCGAUGGAAGGACAAUCUGGCAACAAGCGAUAUCAGCAUUCCAGGAUAAGUUUAGCGAUGUCCAUUAUAGAUUGAUGAAGAAAACUUACGAACCGGUCCCACAAUGGUGGUUUUACACACUCUUGACCAUUGUAAUUGGACUUGCCAUGCUUACUUGUGAAGGCUUUGGCAGACAGUUGCAACUCCCUUACUGGGGAGUCCUUUUGGCAAUCGGCUUGGCUUUGAUCUUCACUCUCCCGAUCGGUGUGAUUAUGGCAACCACUAACCAGCAACUAGGACUAAAUGUUAUUACUGAGCUGAUUAUUGGUUACAUUUAUUCGGGAAAACCGCUUGCAAAUGUGGUUUUCAAGACCUAUGGUUAUAUAAGCACGGCGCAGGCAAUUCUGUUUCUCCAGGACUUCAAACUAGGCCAUUACAUGAAAAUUCCUCCAAAGUCAAUGUUUCUUGUUCAGUUGGUAGAAACUGUAAUUGCAUCCUCCGUCUAUUUUGGCACUGCUUGGUGGCUCCUCACAACAGUGAAGCAUAUCUGCGAUCCAUCUAACUUGCCAGAAGGAAGCCCAUGGACAUGUCCCGGAGAUGACAUAUUCUACAAUGCCUCCAUCAUUUGGGGUGUGGUUGGACCACUGCGGAUGUCUGGUCGUCUUGGGUUGUACUCUAAGAUGAACUACUUCUUCCUUAUUGGCAUCCUUGCACCAUUCCCUGUGUGGGUACUCUCUCACAUGUUUCCUGAGCAAAAGUGGAUUAAGCUCAUUAACAUGCCGUUAAUUAUAGGAGGCUCAGGGGCUUUGCCAGCAGCCAGGGUUGUGAAUUACUGGUGCUGGGGUGUUGUAGGCAUGUUCUUCAACUUUUUCGUCUAUAGGAGAUUCAAGGGCUGGUGGGCGCGGCACAACUACAUUCUGUCGGCUGGGUUAGAUUCUGGGGUAGCGUUCAUGGCCAUCCUUUGCUAUUUCACAUUACAAAUGAGGAGUAUUAAUGGACCUAGCUGGUGGGGUGCCCAGUUAGAUGAUCACUGCCCCCUGGCAAGUUGCCCUACUGCUCCUGGCAUUGAAGUUGAAGGUUGCCCAGUUUUCCAAUACUGACAAGUUGCUCCUUGCAUUGGGUUCUUGCGGCUGUAAGUGACAUAGUGAGUAGUUUAUAUUAAAUACUCUCUCCUACAAAAAGAACUAAACAUGGACCUUAAGUGUGGUCUGAUAUAUGAGAUAAUAAUGUAGGAGCAGAUACAUGUAGACCUUGUUAUCCAUGUUGCUUUCAACAUUAGUCCUUUCAAA